This is a messenger RNA of Actinia tenebrosa (Australian red waratah sea anemone), 1646 nucleotides long. RefSeq lists its product as uncharacterized. The record is from RefSeq and is a predicted model, not a curated record. NCBI's taxonomy places the organism in Eukaryota, Metazoa, Cnidaria, Anthozoa, Actiniaria, Actiniidae. Gene Ontology annotation, molecular function: S-adenosylmethionine-dependent methyltransferase activity.
UCAAGAUGGCGGACGACACGAAGGACGGAGGUUUCAAGGUAGACAUUGAUUUGUACGAGAAAGGACGACCAAAGUACACUAAAGAGAGUGUAGAAUACCUUUUAAAGCAAGUAGGAGUAUUAGGCAAGGAUAAUGAUAGCGCUUUGACAAUCUUGGAACUUGGUGCCGGCACAGGAAUGUUCACAAAAGUAUUGGUGGAGGCUUUGAAAGGAUUCCCCAAGAUUCGUAUCAUCGCGAGUGAUCCACAACUUUUGAUGUUAGAGAAGCUCAAGAAAAACAUACCAGGGAUCGAAGCAAUGCAGUUCCUAGCGGAAAAGAUUCCCUUUCCAGACGAGAGUAUUGAUAUCGUAAUUGCAGCUCAAUGCUUCCAUUGGUUUGCAAAUGCACAAUCAGUGGCAGAAAUACACCGUGUACUGGUCCCUAGGGGGACUUUUGGUAUGAUAUGGAAUUCAAGAAAUCAGGGGGUAGACUGGGUUGUCAAAACACAAAAAAUCAUUGCACCAUAUUUAAGGCGUGAUAACAACCCUAACAACCUGGAUAACACUUGGAUGGAGCCAAUAAAGAGUAGUCAACUAUUUGGAGAAUUACAAGGGAAUAAUGACCUCUGCCUGGACCAUGAGGGUAGUGCUGACAAUAUAAUUAAUACAAUCAUGUGCAUAAGCUCAAUUACUAAGUGUACAGAUGAAGAGAAGAAAGAUAUCAAGUCCAAAAUCCUAGAUGUUCUAACAAAUCAUCCAGAUCUAAAAGGCCUUACUAAGUUUAAGCUACCUUACAUAGUCCCAAUAUACUGGUGUACUAAGCGUUGAUGUAUACUGCUGCUGUUUCGAUGGCAAUGCCAAUCAUUUACAAAUUCAAAUCCAUAACUGAAAAAACAUUUUUUUUUGUAAUUUGAAACCUUAUUUUUUCAAGUCUUGAACCUGACUCUCACAGUAGUGGUGAUGAUGGUAAUGAUAACUGAUGAUAAUUAAUAAUGAUGAUGAUAAUGGUGAUGGUAAUGAUGGUAAUAACCUUAGCUCAUUGGUGUGAUGAUGAUGAUAAUCAGAGCUUAAAAUAAUGGUAGGUCAUUGGAAAAUGUCUAUCCAGAAUUGGAACUUGUAUAGUCAAAUCUUAUUCUUGUACCCAGACGCUUCUCAUUGCCUUGCCAGUCAUUUUGAUCAUUAACGUUGAGCCAGAAACGAGGUACGACUACUAAAACCAAUUUAACUGGCCAUUAUUUUAAGCCCUGGUUAUAAUAUAUAUGAUAAUUGUAGUGAUGCCAAUGACAUUGAUGUCCAAUUCUAUUAAUUUAGGAAAAUUAAUGUAGUAGUUAAUAACAGCUAAGUUUUAAUGGUUGCAUUCAAAAAAUCCAAUAUUUUUUCCAAUAAUUAUGUUGUUGCCAGAGAUGGUACCAAAUAAAUGGGCCCUCAACCUCAGCUCUUUGGACUCUUAGGUUUGCAUAAAACACUGGCCAUAAAUUUGGAAAGCAUCUUACCUUCAGAUUGAAGUCCUUUUUGCUAAGGGAAUGAAGCAGUUUAAAUACAAUUCAUAAGUAAUUUUAUUAGAUUUUUAUAAAGUAUUUUUAAAUUUUAAUAAUAACACUUUUAUAGAAAAGAUUACUAUGCAUCAUGCAUUUGAUUCAUAAUUCAAAUACAAAUCUUUUUACAAGA